Molecule: messenger RNA, 1227 nt
Organism: Priceomyces carsonii
Lineage: Eukaryota; Fungi; Ascomycota; Pichiomycetes; Serinales; Debaryomycetaceae
Exons: 1
Coding region: 1-1227 (408 amino acids)
Source: RefSeq, a predicted model, not a curated record
AUGGUACAUUUACACCAAACAUUUCACGAUUUGAGAUAUAAGGUAGAUUAUAAGAUUGUCGAUCUUAAACAAAAGUACUAUAGUUCAAAAAAUAAUCCAAAUAUACUCCAAAAUACAUUGCGCAAUAAGAACAUCAUCACCCUUAGGACAUGUGCCAAUAGUCAGUACAUGCCAAAGCAAGGCGAAUUCUUGGCAUUAGAACCCAAAAAGCUACUUUCGGUUACCGAAGAGAGCUCAUUAAUUCAGUUAGACAGUACUGAAGACUUAGGAGGGAGUGAUCCAACUGAAAUUCAUAAUGAAUACUUUCAUAAAGAGUACAGAUCAAGUCAAACAUACAAUGAGACUGAAUUAGGAUUAGGUUACCCAAGGAAUUCAAGUACAUCUUGUUACUGUAAAUGUCAUCAGUGGAAUAAUGAUAAAGAGAAAGAAAAUAGAUGGGAUACUAGAGAAUGCAUUGGAGACCCUUCGCAGUAUCUGGUGGAUGAGAUACCUAGAGAAAAAUGGCACAAUGAGAGUCAUUUAAUUAAAAACACCACAGAAAACGCCAAACUUUCCGAAUCAACAUUGCGUUCUGAACGUACACCACAUUCCAUGAAGCUAAAUUCUUCGGAUAAUUCUGACUACUCUGACCUCGAUCAAAUUCAAAAAUGUCUCAAUGACGAAGAACGUCAUAUCAUCUUUCCAAAUCUGAUGGACCUUAGUACUUAUUCAUGUCAAGAUUCUUCUUUCAGAAGGGAACCCUCAAACAUAGGAUCUGCGUUUCAGACAGUUGUUUCUAAACUUAAUGAGAUCGGUUCAGGAAAACAAGCCUAUGCUGAAUGCAGAUGCAGUUUAUGUAAUGUCAAGGAAAAAAAAGUUUGGCAGGUUAUUUUUAGUGAGUUAUCACUAUCAGCAGCUAGAGCAUCUUCCGGUUACUCACCAAAAUUAGACCAAGUUGAUAAAAACACGAUUCCUGUUUAUGUGGCUCCAUUAUCAACCAGUUCCGCUACACCACACAAAUGCAUAUUGAGUAAUGAACUUUCAGAUAAGGUUUCUUUAGAUGUUCAUGAGCAUCCUGAAGUAUCAAGUGCUCCGUUCACUUUCAUUAAGCAGAUUACUGAAAACACCCAGAACUCCAAAACUACAGAUUCAGCCUGCCACACAGAGCCAUGUGGCAAAUAUUCAAUGAACCCGAAUAAUUAUAUUUCCGAUUCAAGUUUGCCUUCCUCAGGUGAAAAUUUCAUAUAG